UUUAAGAUGUAGCCAUAACAUUGUAAUAAUGGUGGUAAGAAUGCAUAUAAGAAUAUAUUAUGAAACUUACUUUUUAAUUGUCUUUGGCUGAUGUUCAGAUGUUAGAAGGUAUCGAAAGUCGUUCUUUAGCACACUUCUGGUGUGGUGGCCCUUGUAAAUAAAUUCGUUAAGCCGUGAGAAAAGCAGUGCGUCAAGCGUUAAGAAGGUCAAGAGCGCAACACGCACUUCUGCGAAAACGUGAGCAGUUGAUUCUCCUCGAAAUGUAUUUGUUUGAGGAUAAUCAGAUAAAGCCAGAUUAAGCCCCCCUAAAGAUUUAGACAAUGCAUGUAGAGAAUGCUUAGGUUUAAGCACGUGAAAUCAAAGAGAUGAAGAGGGGCGUCGGGAGGCUGCAGGAUAGAUACUUCACUGCACUCACCGCCCGAGGAGAACACGGCCAAGGAACAUCUCCAUUAAAUGCACUUAAGAGCAGCGCGCCACGCGCGUACAACAGUGAUUAAUUGCAGCCUAAUCCCCUGUUAGAUUAGUAAGGGUUAGAAGGUGCUAAUAAUAGGUUUCCACGUUCUCUAAAUGGGAUUGAUCUGUGAGGUGGCGCUGUGAGACAGACGCCGGCCUCUCUCUCUCUCUCUCUCUCUCUCUCUCUCUCUCUCUCUCUCUCUCUCUCUCUCUCUCUCUCUCUCACUCUGUUAAAUCGAGACAGCGUUGUGCUCUGACCCGUUGCGAUCGACCCUGAGCCGUGAGUGCGCCUCUGACCCGAGUGACCCGCGGGCCGCUCUCAAUGCACCGAUGCUGUUAGGGAUCCUUCAGGCGGGAGGACGCGGCCGGCGGCAGCUGCUCUGCCCCGCAGUCGCGCUACGAGCAAUGAUGAACAAAUCUGCAUACCCUAAGAUAGAUGAAAACAAAGACAACAAAAGCGAAUCUGCAGAGAAGGGUCGUGCAGCUAUUGUCUUCUCCCUGAAGAAUGAGGUCGGUGGGCUUGUCAAAGCACUAAAGCUAUUCCAGGAAAACCACGUCAACCUCGUGCACAUUGAGUCGAGGAAAUCGCGGAGGCGAAACUCGGAGUUUGAGAUCUUGGUGGACUGCGACAGCAACCACGAGCAGCUCAACGAGAUCAUCCAACUGCUGCGCAAACACGUAAACGUGCUGGACACUGAGACGUCAAUCAAGAGCCUCCCAGAAGAAGACGAGAUGGAUAAUGUACCCUGGUUCCCCAAGAAGAUCGCCGAUCUGGAUAAAUGCGCUAAUCGUGUACUGAUGUAUGGAUCAGACCUGGAUGCAGACCACCCGGGCUUUAAAGACAAUGUUUACCGGAAAAGGAGAAAGUAUUUUGCAGAUUUGGCCAUGAGUUACAAGCAUGGAGACCCCAUCCCCCGUAUUGAGUUCACGGAAGAAGAGGUGAAGACGUGGGGUGUUGUGUUCCGAGAGCUAAAUAAACUGUAUCCCACUCAUGCCUGCCGAGAACACCUGAAGAACCUACCUCUGCUCACCAAGUACUGUGGAUAUCGUGAGGACAACAUUCCUCAGCUAGAAGACGUCUCACGCUUCUUAAGAGAGCGUACCGGUUUCAACAUAAGACCUGUGGCAGGAUACCUCUCCCCCAGAGACUUCCUGGCAGGCUUGGCCUUCCGUGUUUUCCACUGCACACAGUAUGUCCGGCACAGCUCGGACCCUCUGUACACACCUGAACCAGACACAUGUCACGAGUUACUGGGUCACGUACCUCUUUUGGCUGAGCCCAGUUUCGCUCAGUUCAGCCAGGAGAUUGGACUUGCUUCACUGGGAGCAUCUGAUGAGGCAGUUCAGAAACUUGCCACUUGUUACUUCUUCACUGUGGAGUUCGGGCUGUGUAAGCAGGAGGGGAAACUGAGAGCAUAUGGAGCAGGUCUGCUGUCCUCCAUCAGUGAACUGAGGCACGCUCUGUCGGGGAAUGCCCGGAUCAUGCCCUUCGACCCCAAAGUUACAUGCAAACAAGAGUGCAUCAUCACAACUUUUCAGGACGUGUACUUCGUGUCAGACAGCUUUGAGGAGGCCAAAGUCAAAAUGAGGGAGUUUGCAAAGACAAUCAAGCGGCCAUUCACAGUGCGUUACAACCCCUACACACAGAGCGUGGACGUCCUAAAGGACACAACUAGCAUCAACAGUGUGGUGGAGGAGCUGAGACAUGAGCUGGACAUUGUGGGAGAUGCGCUGAACAGACUCAACAAACAUCUAGGCGUCUGAAUGACUUACAGUGAUCUUACAAAUCGUCUUAUAUACACUGCUUUUUCCAUCAAAGAGCAAAACCACAGAACUGUUUCCAGUUUCCACCAAAUCCACAAUAGUGCAUCUAAUGACAAUAUCUCACUCAUUGUUCAAAUCCAUUUCAAAUUAUGUUAAUCAUCAUUUCUGUUUUAGUACCAUGGAGCUUUAAAAACUUGCAGUGGUACUAAUUUAAUUAACUUAUUCAUCUAUUGUCUUUUACACAAUACUUGUGGACAUUAUAUUUGCUUUAAAUGUCAUUGUGAUAAAGUAAUACUCUCUGCCAUCAAUAUAUUGUUUUUGUGAUUUCAGCUUUUUUGUGUAGAAGUCAUUAAAAUCAUCUUGGCAUCAUAAGGCACUUUAUCAUAUAAUUUGAUAUUUAUUAUGGGCUUGUACCUUAAAGCUUUAGUAUCACUAGUUUUCUAUCUCUAUCCACAUUAUUAGGGGAAAAGGACAAGCACUUGUAAUGUUUUGUCUCAGUGUGAACCUAAUUCUAUCAUAUUUUUAUGUUUAUAUUUAUUAUUAGCUGUGUCUCAUGUCCUGUAUGCUCUCUUUGUUUUAUCUUCAUAAAAUCAGAGCUUUUAUUCAUUUUUUCAUUUGUCACUGGGUAUGCAAGGGUCAUUUUACACAUCAGACAUCUAAGACUUUGGUCUAAUCAAUAUAGAUGCUCCUAUUCUCAAACAGUUCAUUUACAACAGAUUUACACUAUGAUUUACACUUCAGGUUUCAAAUGGCUAGAUGAAUGUGUUGUAAUGUGUAUAUGUGUAGAAGCUUAUUAUAAUAAAAUAACUUAUUUUUGUACUUUA
Messenger RNA from Astyanax mexicanus (Mexican tetra), 3041 nucleotides. It is a transcript of the gene tph1a, whose product is annotated as tryptophan hydroxylase 1 (tryptophan 5-monooxygenase) a. Gene Ontology annotation, molecular function: iron ion binding; tryptophan 5-monooxygenase activity. The transcript has 11 exons. NCBI's taxonomy places the organism in Eukaryota, Metazoa, Chordata, Actinopteri, Characiformes, Acestrorhamphidae. Gene Ontology annotation, biological process: aromatic amino acid metabolic process; serotonin biosynthetic process. The record is from RefSeq and is a predicted model, not a curated record. Bases 784 to 2217 code for a protein of 477 amino acids. Gene Ontology annotation, cellular component: neuron projection.